Messenger RNA from Panicum virgatum (switchgrass), 1683 nucleotides. RefSeq lists its product as uncharacterized. The record is from RefSeq and is a predicted model, not a curated record. The transcript has 3 exons. Lineage: Eukaryota; Viridiplantae; Streptophyta; Magnoliopsida; Poales; Poaceae. Bases 1 to 1683 code for a protein of 560 amino acids.
AUGGCCGGCAACGACGACGACAAGAGGGAUCUCUUCUCCAAGUCGGGCAUCCUUCACCGCCCGUCCACCAUGGAUGACUUCGGCCAGGCUUCGUCAGCAUACGCCGGCGUUCAAGAUCCAGGGAGGGUUCUAGGCGGCCUCGAUCUGAACUCGCAGGUCGAGAGCUACCCCGAUUUGGAGAGGUACCAACAAAUCCUCCAACCUGAAGAAGAUUUCGGACACGGGCUACCCCCUAUUCGCCCAGGCAGCAGAUCCAGUGGUCUUUGCGGAAGAUUACCACAAGGAGGAAGCGGAGGAGCAAGCCGCAGCAAGUCUGCGAGCUCUGGCGCGGGAUCUAGCCGUCCGAUGCGGGGUUUCGUCCCCCCGGGCUCUGCUCUCGGUGGUGCAGGCCGUGGGCGCGCCGGAGGAGGUGGCAUUGGGGACCCCAUGGCAUACAACGCUCAUGUGUUCGGUGGUGGCGGCCGUGGCUUCUCCAUGCCACCUGGCACUCCAAGCUCCGGACGAGGUGGCAUUAGGGACCCCAUGGCGUAUGGCGGUGGCAUUGGGGACCCCAUGGCGUACGGCGCUGGCCGUGGCUUCUCCAUGCCACCGGGCGCUUUGAGCUUCGGAGGAGGUGGCCGCGGCCGAGCUUCGUCAUCUGCAGCACCUGUAGAGGAUGUUGACGAUGAUGACGACAUCGAAGACGAAGAUGAGAAUGCGCCUGAUGGAAAGAGUACAUUUGACAAGGCUAAUUGGACAGAAGAAAAUAUUUUUACAUUAUGUGACAUAGCUUGUGAAGAAGCUAGGGAUGGAAAUUGUCCCAAUGGAGUUUGGACAACUAGAGGAUAUCAGAAUUUGAAGACCAAAUUUUUUCAGAGGGCGCGACUGAGACACUCAUCCAAACAAAUUAAAAACAAAAUGAAUCAAUUGAAGAAAUGGUAUGUUGCUUGGGUGUGGCUGGGAACCAAGACCGGAAAAGGGAUAGUAGAAAAUGGUGAUUAUGUUGCACCAGCUUCGUGGUGGGCAAAGAGAAUCAAGGAAAACAAAAAUGCCAAGAAAUUUCAGUUUGGCAAUCCUGAGUACUUGGAUAUGCUUAUAGAGUUGUACCAAGGUGUGGCAGUAGAUGGAUCCACUGCAUACUUCCCUGGAGAUGAAGAAGAUGAGGGAUUUGUGCAGCCAGCUGGUGAUGAGGAUGCGGCCGGUGAGGGAUUUGUGCAGCCACCUGGUGGACGCUUUUCUGGUGAUGAGGGGUUUGUGCAGCCACCUGGUGGAUGCUUUUCUGGUGAUGAUGGAUUUGAGAACAGCCCCAUGAGCACCAGCAGCCGCAAAAGGGGGACUAGUUCUUGUGACAAUUCAACCGCCACUAGUCCUGGCAAGAAAAGUAAGAGCCCAGUGGUCAAGCUCAUGAGGGGUCUACUGACUUCUUUCCAGUCUGAUAGUGAAAAGUCUACUCAACUCAUAACUGAAUUAGUAAACAGAAAAGUCAAGUCAAGAGAGAAGAGUCAAAACAUCUUUGUUGAGGAGUUGACUCGGUGCCAGCAGUUGGCAAUAGAGUGUGGGGCACCAGAAGAGUCUGUUGAGUACUUUUGCGCAACACAAUUGUUUGCUGAGCCCCACAAUAGGAUCAUGUUUAUGAACAUGAAAUCUAAAGAGGCCAGGCUAGUGUGGUUGAAGAGGUGGUGCCAGCAAAAGAAUCUGAUGUAG